Xiphias gladius (swordfish) is the source of this 3881-nucleotide messenger RNA. It is a transcript of the gene slc17a5, whose product is annotated as solute carrier family 17 member 5. Gene Ontology annotation, biological process: transmembrane transport; monoatomic anion transport. NCBI's taxonomy places the organism in Eukaryota, Metazoa, Chordata, Actinopteri, Istiophoriformes, Xiphiidae. Gene Ontology annotation, molecular function: transmembrane transporter activity. The transcript has 11 exons. The record is from RefSeq and is a predicted model, not a curated record. The coding region runs from base 118 to 1599 and encodes 493 amino acids.
CGCCGCCGCCGCCGCUGCUGCCGCCGCCGUUGUCGGGUUGAGUUUGUGAUGCUGUAGACCCCCCCGCUGUUCAGCCAUUCACUGACCAAAAAAAUAAAUGAAUUAAAAAAAAAAAAAAUGGAGCGGUACGAGUCGGACGCGGAGGGGGACGGGCAGGACACACCGCUGCUUCACCAGGGACGCGGAGAUAAAGUGCACAGAGCUCCAGCAUGCUGUUCAUCCCGCUAUGGCCUGGCCUUGCUCUCCUCCUAUGGCUUCUUUGUGGUCUACGCCCUGCGAGUGAACCUCAGCGUGGAGAUGGUGGACAUGCUUAACAACACCCACCAAUCCAGCGCCAACCACAGCAGCUCAGUGUGCCCUGCUCAUGCCAGCCCUGCACGGCCCAAGCACAACCACACGGCCAGUGUGUACGACUGGGACUCCGAGACACAGGGCUGGAUCCUGGGCUCCUUCUUCUACGGCUACAUCCUGACACAGAUCCCUGGGGGCUACCUGGCUGGCCGCUUUGGACCAAAGUGGCUGAUGGGCUUUGGAAUCCUGGGAACUGUGGUUUUUACACUGCUCACGCCUGUGGCUGCUGACCUGGGUGCAAGCUACCUCAUCGCUGUCAGGGCUCUGGAGGGGAUAGGAGAGGGAGUCACAUUUCCUGCAAUGUACACCAUGUGGGCAGCGUGGGCCCCGCCGCUGGAGAGGAGCCGACUGCUCACCAUUUCCUACAUAGGAGCCCAGCUGGGGACGGUUAUAUCUCUUCCACUGUCUGGCGAAAUCUGCUUCUACCUUGACUGGACCUACGUCUUCUAUGUAUUUGGUUUUGUUGGCCUAGUGUGGUUCAUCUUGUGGGCCUUUCUCGUCUUUGACAGUCCAAACACUCACCCACGGAUAUCAGAGCGGGAGAGACUCUACAUCACCACCUCACUUAAGAACGAGCUGUCCACAUCUGCGGGCUACAUCCCCUGGCGAGCCAUAGUGACAUCCAGACCGCUGUGGGCCAUCGUUGUGGCUCACUUCUCCUACAACUGGACCUUCUACACCCUUCUCACCCUGCUGCCAACGUACAUGAGUGACAUAUUGGGAUUCAGCAUACAGCAGAAUGGUAUGCUGUCAGCUCUGCCUUACAUGGGCUGCGCCGUGUUCGCUGUUCUGAGCGGCCAGUUUGCCGAUUACCUGCGGGAAACCCGCCAGUGCCCAACAGUCACUGUCAGGAAGUCCUUCUCCCUUGUUGGUAUGAUCGGGCCGGCGGUCUUCCUGGUGGCAGCAGGAUAUACAGGCUGUAAUUACACCUUGGCUGUUACCUUCCUCACCAUCUCCUCCUCUCUGGGUGGGGUGUCGGCGUCUGGCUUCAACAUCAACCACCUUGACAUUGCUCCUUCGUACGCUGGCAUUCUGCUGGGAAUCACCAACACCUUUGCCACCAUUCCUGGCAUGGUGGGACCAGUCAUAGCAAGAGCCCUCACCAAACAAAACACUAUAGAAGAAUGGCAGACUGUCUUCUACAUUGCUGCUGCCAUCAACCUGCUCGGAGCGUCGCUCUACACUCUGUUUGGCCGAGGAACAGUGCAGCCCUGGGCUGUCCACACUUCCUACUCUCAUGGAGACUGAGGCAGAAGACAAGUGACAGACUUAUCCAUUUGAUGAUUGAGAUUUGUCCAUCUGACAUAUCUCAACCAUGGGCUUAUUCAAUGGGUAAUUUCAUCGGGAGAUGUGCUCCAGCUGUGCUGAAAGUUCUCAAAGCACGGCUAAAAUAACAGUGAGUAACAGCCAUGUUACCUUCAAGGGACAUUCUCUACUGUGAAUGUGGGUACUUAAAGUCUGUUCACAGAUAAAACCUGAGGUUACAGUAGUGAAAAAAGUAUAUUGCACUUUUAGUUAAGCAGUAAUGCUUUGGAGGGAAAAAAUAAUAAUUAAGCAGAGCCAAAGUAUCCGGGAAGUAUCAAAGGCUUCUUAGUAUGAAGUCAAGUAGUCUUACCAAUAAUAGAAACAAGAAAAAUGUAGCUAGUUAGUUAAAUAGCUAUAGGCUAUAUGGCUAGUUUCAACUUGAAAGAUCAGCUUGGCUAACUACAGGUUUCAAGGGCUUGUUGACUGUCAAGCACGAUGAAUACCAUCAUAAACAGGCUGUGAAAGACAAACAAGCCCAAUGUUGUUACUGUCUGAUAUUCAGGUUUACCAGUGAGCCAACUUGCUAGGCUCAAUUGUUAUUUCUGCAUCCAGAGCAGUUCUGCUUUAACUUUUGUAUAGCGUUUAGUUUGGGAUAACAUUAUUUGCUACUUUGCAACCCAAAUGAGUAAAAAUGAAAAAUGAGUGGAGAUGCAGGAUGACAACGCCCCAAUCCAUAGGGCAGGAGGGGGUCAGUGAAUGGUUGGAUGAGUAUGACAAUGACUUGAACCAUACGCUACGGCCUCCGCAGUCACCACAUCUCAACCCAGAUGAACAACUAUGGGGCGUUUUGGACCGAUGUGUUAGACAGCGUCCUCCACCACCAUCAUCAAGACCCCAAACGAGGGAAUAUCUUUUGGAAAAAUGGUGUUCAACCCUCCAGUAAUUGCUCCAGAGACUUGUAGAAUCAAUCCCAGGGUGCACUGAAGCGGUUCUGGCAGCCCGUGGUGGCCCAACACCUUACUAAGACACUUUAUGUUGGUUUUCCCUUUAAUUUGUGACCCGAAAGUGCCAGUAAGUGUUGCUUUUAGAUAUUUAAAAGGUUUGCCCCAUAAAUAACAAACAUGUCAUCCCAAACUAGACACACACAUUGGGCAAGGUCUUUUUUGAGAAAAUAUUGUGACUGCACAGCACGCACAAACACUUGUUUGGGAAAAUGCCUUAAAAGUGAAGCCUACUUAAAAUGAUUUUAAAGCUAUGUCUUUCAUGCGAUUGCAAACCCGCCAUUUUCUUGUAUUUACCGGUCAUAUGGUGCAGUUAAGGGAUUUUAUGUGUAAAUUAUAUGUAGUCUUUUCAGGUUAUGUCCACCAGGCACCUCUUUUAUUAUAGUAGCAGCCUUUAACUAAUGCGUAUGGAAAGUACGGGCCAUGAUGUUUCCAAUCUGUAACACUAACAAGAUGCUUAGCUGUCGGUGCCUUUCUAAUGAAGGGAAAGAAAAAGUGCUUUAAAGAGGUUCCCGUUGGACACAGCCUUACUUUUAUUCACAGGAUUUACACUUUCUGUGCCAGUUCUCAGGUAUCUUGUGUCAUACAAGGAUUGGAAAGGAUGUUUAUUUACGUUGUUAUACAUUUAUCUACUACAUAAGACUUGUGUUGUCAGUUUUUAAAUGUCAACUGACUUAUACAUUUUUAAAAUACAUUUCAAUUAGCAUGGUUAAUAACUCAAAAUAUGUAGUAGUCACCCACAAUAGUCACCACCUCCUAGUAUUGGCUUUUUAUCAAUGCGACCAGUUGAUUAAAGAUAAUUUUUCUAUUAGGUUUGCACUUUCCGUUCACUUGUAUAUAAUACUAUACAUACGUUUACCUUUAUACAUAAUGACUACAGAGGGGCAAAUCAAAACUAAGCCACAAGGUAAACAUUUUGUCUUGGUUGGAAUUUUUUGUCAACAAGUAGCACCAUCACCCGAAUUUAAGAUGAAAUGCACUUGUGCCUUAUUACAUUAGCUCUAAAGGGAUCAGACAAUGAAGGACUGUUGACUCAUUUUUUUCAUAAGGGAUUCCUUUUGUUUACUGCUUUUUCUUAUUUCAGUUUUACAUUCAUGUCUACAUACAGAAACUAAAGGGACAUUUGAAUGAUAUGCUUAUAUAUAUGUAUGUGUGUGUCUGUGCGUAUACACACAAACACUGUACCGACAGUUUAAUCAUUGUAAACUUUCACUCUGGAAACACUGAAGUCUUAAAUCACUCAUGUAUUGUAAAAACAUCAUAUACAGCUAUACUCAAAUCUGA